UCUUCUCGUCAUCGUCAGUCUUGUCAUCAUUGGUACGGUCUAUGAGCUAUUUCUCAAGAUGUUCAAAGAAACGAACUUCUGUUUUACAAAAAACAAACAGGUUAUGGUACCAAACAUGAACGCAUCCUCUGAAGUACUCUGUGAAAGUAAACAAUAUCCAGGAUCUACAAAUAAAGUGAGACUUGUACUGACAGCAUUAUCGUUGAAGUGCAACGCACAAAAACUGCUCAACACAUCCAGAUCAGAAGAGUCUAUUGAUGUGUUGCAUGGGAUUCGGGUUUUAACUAUUUUUUGGAUUAUCACUGGACAUUCCUGCUCUUUUGCCCUUCGCUGGCUAUUCUUUAGAAGUUCUAUAGGCAUUGGAAGUGUAUCUCAAUCGCUCUGGAUCCAGCCAUUAGUGAACGGAACCUUGUCUGUGGACACGUUUUUCUUUCUCAGUGGUUUCCUGGUAACGUUCCUGACAUUAAAGAAAUUGAAAAAAUCAGAAGGAAAAUUUCACUUAGGUCUAUUUUACUUUCAUCGUUACUGGCGCAUGACACCCUUGAUGAUGGUUCUCAUUGCUUUUUCUGCGGUGAUCCUACGUUACGUAUUCGAAGGUCCUGCUUGGCUUGAUACUAUUAUCAUGUAUGAUGCUUGGUGCAGGAAAAAUUGGUGGUUGAACGCCCUCUACCUUCAGAAUUUUAUUGACACUAGCAACAUGUGUUUGAGCCAUUCUUGGUAUUCAGCUGUGGACUUUCAGUUUUACCUUGUGUCGCCGAUAAUUAUUUAUCCAUUGUACAGGGAUAUACGAUGGGGACUUCCGAUUUUACUAGGAUUCUUUGUGUUGACUUCAGUGGUAACUGGUGUUAUUACAGGAUCCCAACACUUACCCCCUGUUCCUUUACUGACCAAAGCCAUCCCUGAAUCUGUGAUGAACAACUACUCUUCAAUGGUUUACAUAAAACCAUAUUGCAGAAUGGGUCCUUUCCUAGUGGGGGUGACACUGGGUUACAUAUUAUACUGUAAUGGAGGAAAAAUGAUCUUGAAAAAGAGGUAUGUAAUACUCGGCUGGUUCCUAGCAUUUUUGUGUAGUGUCUUGGCUCUUUAUGGGAUGUGGCCAGCUUACGAAGGACAGCUUCCAAACAACUUGGCUUCUGCUAUGUACAGCGCUUUAGCACGAACAGCUUGGGCGAUAGGGCUUGCCUGGCUGACAUUUGCCUGUACAGCAGGUUAUGGAGGUUUUAUCACAACUUUGUUGUCGUGGAGAGGAUUUGUUCCUUUAAGUCGCCUGACAUAUUCUGCGUAUCUAAUCCAUCCCGUUGCCAUGGCAGCUCUUUAUGGAGAACAAGAACUAACAGUUGACGCAACUUUCGGCUUUAUGAUGUACCUGAUCUUCGGUAACCUAGUCUUCACUUUUAUAUUAGCUUUUAUUUUGUCACUGUUCUUCGAAUUUCCAUUUGCUGGACUGGAAAACGUCAUACUGAAGAGAGACAAAUGAAAAUUACCGAAACAAUGAACAUAAGAAGACAACCGAUCAGUUGAACAAUGUUACAAACGGUGCAGUUUUAAAGAAGUCAAAACCGACAAAAUUGUGAUGGUAACAUACUGAUACGUUAGUGUUUGUCGUGUUUCUUUUUAUAAUUUUGGAACUAUUUAAGUACUUUUUUGUUACAUAUAUCAGUUUAACCAAUUGCGGCCAGUGUUAAAAACGAGUGUCAUUUUUUAUUAGAAGAUUGGAUGGUUGAAUUCGAAGUAUUUAUGAAAAAUCGAAAAAAAAUGCUCACGAUGUUUUACCAACCUGCACAACUUGAACUGUAAAGUAAAUAGAAAAAAAAAGUGGUUUCAAGUUUACUUGAACCAAAAAACCAAUGCCUACAAAUUACGGUGUUAGGUAUUAAUUUUUAACUUUUAUAUAUCUUUUGUUAGAUUUCUAGAGUGCUAAGUAUAUUUCUCGGUUUUAUCGUGCAGGAUAUCAUCCAAUAGACAAGUACUCUUUUAACGUAAGCAGCUUUCAAUUACCGAGUUCCUUUAACAUCAAAAUAACCUGUCGACAAGAUGGGUUCUUAAACACCAUAAUACAUUUGUUUUUUUGUAGUUAAGCACAAAGCUACACAAUGGGCUAUCUGCGCUGUGCCCACCACGAGUAUAGAAACUGUUUCUAGCGUUGCAAGUCCGCAGAGUUACCGCUAAGCCACUGGAGGGUACCGCAAUACAAAGAGAAAGAAAGCUAUAAAUAUUAUAUCGAAAAUAUCACUUUGCGGAGAAUUUUAACAGAACUAUCCACUGAGGUUCAGUUCUGAUUUAUAGACAAUAAAUAACCAGAUCCUUGAGUUCACUCAGCAGAAGCAAAUAACAAUAUCAAACUGACCUGCUAGAGAAGCGAAUUGUGUUUUUCAGAUGAACUAACUCCAGAAUGUCUGGCCAUUAUAACCUAGAGAUGAACUAAGUGGGUAUUUCCAUUAACCUUCUCAAAGUUUAAUGUAUCUCACUUUAUUAACCAUUACAUGUACUAAGUGUCAAAUUCCCCUAAUUUUUAAUGUUAAUUAGUUAAAAGCGACAGACAUGUACAAUACUGUAAAUUGCAUCAACAUUAAAUCAUUACAACUAUGAUGACAGCUUAGGACUGACUUCAUCAUCGAUUGAUUCAGAACACAACUGAAAUUUCCACCCUUCUUAUUAUGCUGCGAAAUUUGCAGUAACAACUAAUAACGAUCUCUUAUAAAUUUGGGUGUUACAUUAAAAGCUUAAUUAAACAUUAAAAAUAUACACCCUAAAUUCUGUUUUCGUAACUUUAGUUUUAAAUUAACAAAGGUAGCAAUAUUUUAUUUGAACAAGGGAUUUUUCAAAACAAACAACUGAUCUAAAGUUAAGCAAAUAUUUAUUUUUAUAGUGUUUUUUAUUGAUGUCAGCUAAACUUUUUCCUUCAUAUUAUACAAAGAUUGUUUUACAUUUAAAAAAAUUAAACCAAACUUAUUUUCAAGCCUCGACAUACAAUAAAGAUUAUUUCGGUAACAUUUUGCUUCAGUCUAACCUUAUCGAAAGGGAGCCAAUGCUGUAUAUCACACCAUAGGCUUUCCUGUUAAAUGUGUAUCAUAUUACAGUUUGCAUGAACGUUUUGGCAAGUGACAUUCCUGAAAACAUGUUGUUACUUCAGUUGCAUGUUAAUAAGCUCUUAUGCAACUUAUCUAGUCUAGACCAUCAGCAUUUAAAAUAUUUGAUUGAAACUCCCCAUUUCUAUGGUUGUGUAAAACAGUCAAGUGUAUGAAUGGGCAUUAUUGUAAAAUUUCACUGAAUUUUAUGUAAGAAAUAAAAGUUUUCGAUACAGUUAAUGACAGAAA
This is a messenger RNA of Limulus polyphemus (Atlantic horseshoe crab), 3317 nucleotides long. Its product is annotated as nose resistant to fluoxetine protein 6-like. The transcript is spliced from 11 exons. Bases 59 to 1477 code for a protein of 472 amino acids. Gene Ontology annotation, molecular function: acyltransferase activity, transferring groups other than amino-acyl groups. NCBI's taxonomy places the organism in Eukaryota, Metazoa, Arthropoda, Merostomata, Xiphosura, Limulidae. The record is from RefSeq and is a predicted model, not a curated record.